Molecule: messenger RNA, 201 nt
Organism: Fonsecaea pedrosoi CBS 271.37
Lineage: Eukaryota; Fungi; Ascomycota; Eurotiomycetes; Chaetothyriales; Herpotrichiellaceae
Exons: 1
Coding region: 1-201 (66 amino acids)
Source: RefSeq, a predicted model, not a curated record
AUGGACCUGGACUACAGCUACCUCGGUGCGACAGACGGGGUGUGUUCGGCCUUUGACAAAAACGACAACUUUUGGCACGAGAAGACCGCGUUCGAAUCCAAGCCCAAUAUCAAACUAUCCCAGUCGUUGGACCACGGUGGCCACCCGACCUCCUGUCCUGCUCAAGUAUGUGCUCCUCCCCCUUUUAUCAUUGUCACGUGA